CAUUCGUGAGCAGAGGCGGGUGUUAAUGUGCCGGGUUUGUUGAUCUUGGUCCACACCAUAGCUUUGAACAGCAGACAGCAGAGAUUAAGCAGGUGGUUACAAAGGCCACAAAGCUGUUCAAAUCAUGCUGUGUUUUAAUGAAGGACUUCUUGGCUGGGAUACUCUGAACACAUGAAAGAGGAAUGGAAAACACGUCUUACACUGAAACUUUCACACUCACUGGGUUUGGGGACAUGGGUAAAACUAAAUAUGUAUAUUUUCUACUAGCCCUUAUUGGGUACCUCUUGAUAAUCUUUGUAAACUUAGUUGUUCUGUUAGUAAUAUUUCUGGAAAGAAGUCUUCAUGAGCCUAUGUAUAUCUUUCUCUGUAGUUUAUCUGUUAACGCCCUUUAUGGAAGUGCUGGUUUCUAUCCUAAACUUCUGGCUGAUCUUCUAUCAGAGACCCAAGUGAUUCCUCGUGCUGGAUGUUUCAUUCAGAUAUUUGUUAUCUAUGGUUAUGCAAUUGCUGAAUUUUCAAUAUUAACAGUGAUGGCAUAUGACAGAUAUGUGGCCAUUUGUAAACCAUUACACUAUAACAAUAUCAUGACAGAUAGAGUUGUUUGUAAAUUACUGGCUGGUGCCUGGCUAUUUCCAUUCUGUUUCAUGAUCCUUCUUAUUUUGUUUUCUUCAAGACUGCCUUUGUGUGGAAACCAAAUUGAAAGACUAUAUUGUUCCAACUGGUCAGUUGUUAAACUAUCUUGUGUACCAACUACUCUAAACAAUGUUGUUGGUUUUGUAAUUACUAUUUGUACAAUUGGUCCACCUCUGUAUUUUAUUGUGUAUUCCUAUGUAAAAAUACUUAUUGUUUGUCAGAAAAGCUCCAAGGAAUUCAGAAGCAAAGCACUACAAACAUGUCUCCCACAUUUAACAACAUUUAUCAGCUAUUCAAUAACAGGUUUUUGUGAAAUAGCUCUUAGUCGAUUAGACUCAAAGGAUAUGCCCCAAAUUGUUGCUGCCAUCCUGUCACUGGAGUUUCUAAUCAUUCCUCCCCUUCUUAAUCCUCUCUUGUAUGGUUUUCAAUUGCCUGAGGUACGGAAAAGGAUGAUAAAUAUACUCCGAAGAAAGCAAAUUAUACCAAUAUUAGACAGCUCACACGCUGCCAAAUACUAACUGUUAUGUAUUAUGUACUUUCUUAUUCAGAUUAUGUUUGUGUACUUUUAUACUAAAUAACAAAAGUCUUUCAGUUUGUGCAUAUGCACGACUGCAAAUGGUAUUUUCAUCUUUCAAAGAAAAAAAAACUCACAAGAGUAUAAUUUAUUUAAAGGUGUAUUUG
Molecule: messenger RNA, 1311 nt
Organism: Polyodon spathula (Mississippi paddlefish)
Lineage: Eukaryota; Metazoa; Chordata; Actinopteri; Acipenseriformes; Polyodontidae
Product: olfactory receptor 6N1-like
Exons: 4
Coding region: 183-1148 (321 amino acids)
Biological process (GO): G protein-coupled receptor signaling pathway
Cellular component (GO): membrane
Molecular function (GO): olfactory receptor activity; G protein-coupled receptor activity
Source: RefSeq, a predicted model, not a curated record